Messenger RNA from Blepharisma stoltei, 3682 nucleotides. The record is from the annotation of a GenBank genome assembly. NCBI's taxonomy places the organism in Eukaryota, Ciliophora, Heterotrichea, Heterotrichida, Blepharismidae.
AUGGAAGCUGACUCAAUGAAAUUCCAUGCAGCACUUAUAGAUAUGUGCAUUUUAGCUUCAAAAGAUAAAAAUCUACACUUUUCAGAAAUGAGCCAGAAGUAUAAAGAAGAAAGAGGCCAUGAUUUCACUAGAUUUCUACUAAUUGAAAACAAAGGCUCAAUAUACGUUCUCGCUGAUCAUGAAAGAUUAGAUUAGAUUAGAUUAAAAGUUAUAAUGGGUCUUUGGGGUUUAUUUCAGCCCCUCGCCGCCUUCACUGACUCCAGGCUCGCCCAAGGAAUUGGAUUGCUUAUGCACUUUUCACCCAUGUCCUCAAGCGAAGUAGCUCAGGCAUGAGCCGCCUUAGUCGGCAACACUGCUCCGGAGGCGCGUACUGGAGAUCGAGGCUGACUGGCCCCAGACGGUCGGCGGGCCCUAUGCGGCGAAGAAGCAGCGGGAAGCUCUGGGAGGGGUUACCCCGUGAAUGGCGUUAAAUACAAAACCUAAUAAGUUAAGCUUAUGCACUUUUCUGCCGACUUCGCCAUCUCUUAGGGAUACGCAUAGGUACUUCCUUAACAACUCCUAGCGGUCGGCAUGAUCUACAUUGGGAUGGAAGAUAGGGCACGACCCCGAAUCCUCCUUCUGAUCCGCAUUAUCCUUCACAUCCAGAAGUGUGGGGUUGUCUUAUGGACUCUUCAGUGCGGGUAAAACCCCUGUUGUGGAAUCCCGGCCAGGGAUAAAGAAGCAACCCCGUCACAAAUUUCAGUACCGGCCCCUAAAAUCCAAACACACAAGAGGGUAUGGAGAAGGACGGACGGAUAGGUUGCCAUUUUAUUUGUGUCUGAUCAUGAGAGAAGAGAAUUAUAUUAUGUGGUAAUUGGCUCGAUAUUCGUUGAAGGACUGCAGCUUUAUAUAAAAAAAGUGUCGAUUGAUACUUUUAGUGCUUUAGAAGUGCUUGAAAAACGGAAAAAAGAGUUUAAAAAUUAUGAUAUAACUGGGGUUGGAUACUCAUCUGGAGCAUGCAUUGUUGGAGCUCUUGCAGAUAUUAUAAAACAAAUGAGAGCAAUUUGCUUCAAUCCUUUAGGCUUAGGUGAAAUUGCAUUAAGGAAUAUAAACUCAUUAAAAAAAUUUGGCCUUACUCCAGAUCCGAUUGAUAUAGAAGUAUACAAAAUUGAGGGAGACUCCCUAUCAAAAUACUACAUUUCCCCAGGAGACUCUAACAGAGUGCAUUUUCUGCCAAACCGACCCGGCUUGCACCCUCACUCUAUUCUAAAUUUUCUGAACUACCAAAUUCCAGAAAUCCAUAUAUCGACUUCAAAGUACUUUCCAACUAUCAAAAAGAUUUCUUUUGACCCAAAAUCUGGGUUUCUGCUCAUUGAGACAGAAAAAUCUGAUGAAAAUUUGUAUAUAGAAGGAGACUUGGCGACGAUAUUUUAUAUGGCAUAUGAGUAUCCAAAACGAUUUAGCUUUACCUUGGUCCCAAGUGACCCAAAAGCACCUCAAGGGCCAUAUCAAAGGAAAUUCUAUGAUCCUCCUGAGCUGGAGGAUACAACUGUUGGGAGUGCAUUGUUUGAGGCAGACUGAAAGCUGAAACAACUAGACCAAGGACUGUGGUUUGAUGACACAACCCAGCAAAGAUCCCCUAUAUCUCUUGAUAUUCCCUGGUUCAAGAGCGGUUAUGAUUAUUAUGCAUCAGAGCCUGACCAUAAAGGCUUCAUAAGACUGUGGUUUGUGAACGACAAAGUAGAUUUUGAUUAUUUUAAUGCUGAAGAUGGAAUUGUAAUUGAUCCAAAAGACUUCAAAAUACGUGUCGAAGCAAUGAAGCUUCAGAUGAAUGUGAACUCUGAGUUUGGCUUAGAAGACACAAAUGAGGAAACUAUCACGAAAGAAUUUGCAGCCUAUGUAACUGAUCAUUUUGAUGAAUUAGCAUCAUUAAUACCAGAAUUUCACAGGCUUAAACAAAUAUCAUUAUUAUCAGCAGCUGCUGAGUGGUUUCGAGAUGUCCUUAAAGUCCCUAAAGAUAUGAUUGACACACAAAGCUUGAAACUGAGAAUGCCCAAAGUUGAGGAUUUUUACCCUAAAGGCCAAGUUCCAAGAAUCCAAAGAAAAGAGCAAAGAAUUGAAGGAGACUAUGCAAUGACUCUUAUAAUUACUGGAGGAAUAAAUUUGAUAUCCCAGAAUACCGAGUACCAUUACGAAGCACAUCUCCAAGAAAUUUUGACAAGAGAUAUAGAGGUCCUUUCUCCAUUUCAUAUAACUCACUAUGACUAUGUAAAUGAUUUAUUAGAGUAUGAUGAGAGCACUGAGGAUGAAUUUAAUGAAAACGAGCCUGUAAUGUGCUUAGUGCAGCUGAUGCAGCCUCAUAAUUGUUCUUAUGAAGGCUGCAACUCAAUCGUUGAGUUCGAUUCUAAAACAAUAGAGACAACAUCAGAUUCCAACGCAGUUUAUAAUGAAAUCAAUAAAUAUACAUAUUUAGGAAUGCUCUUUCACACGACUCCGACAUCACAAAAAUUAAUUUUUUGGCCUAUUUUUUUGGCUUUUUUUAGCCUAUGUUUUAGCACUAAAAAUUUUAUAUAAUUUUUGCCAAGAUCAAUAGACGAAAAAAUUGAUUAAUCACCUAAAAAUAAUCAAUAUUGAAUCAUUUCUAAAGCAAAUGUACCAAGGAUCAAGGUCCAAAAAUUAAAUAAGCUACCAAAAUAGGCCAAAAAAAUAGGCCAAAAAGAUAGACCAAAAAAAAUAGCUAAAAUUAGGCCAAAAAAUAAGCCAAAAAUUAGACCAAAAAAAUUAGACCAAAAAAAGUGGUUGCUGAGUAGGCGUCGUGCGAGGUUACGAUUUAGGAAAACUUUAUUGUCUCGAGCAUCAUCCAUUCAGAUGCGGCAGUGAAAAUUGUCAGCUUGGAAAAGUUGUUAUAUCAGGCCAACCUUACUUUGAAGCACAAGGGAAAACAUUCCAUUCAGAAUGCUUAAUUUGUUACGCAUGCAAAAAGCCAAUUAAUACUAGUAUUGUGUUAAAAGAAAGAGGAUUUUUGCAUCCGCAGUGCGUAGCUUUGGAUAUUCAAAUGGGCCAAGAGCAAAAGAGCGAAGAAGUAAAAAAAAAUGAUGAAAAUUUUGAAAUUAGAAGAAAAAAACCAAUUAAAACUAAGGAAAAUACAAAAUGUAAAGGAGCUUCUGAUAGGGUCAUGAAGAUGGCUGAAGAAGAAAAGGCUCCUGAAAAGCAAAAGGCUGGCGUCUUAAAUGCAGGAAAUGCGAGAGUUGAUGAUGGUUUUGUAAUAAAUCGAAAAAUUCCACUACCAACCACUCCAAAAGCAAAAACUAAUCAGCCAAAAUUAAUUGGAAGUAGUCCUUUGGAAAAAGAACAAUCAAAAAAAGCAAUUGAAGGAUUAAAGGGUAAUUCUUCUAAAAUUCAGCCUGCAAAAAAGCCUGCUGAAGAAUUAAAAAACAGAGAACCUGUAAAAAAAUCAUCUGAAGAGUUAAAGAACAAUUCACCAAAAAAGGAGCCAGCAAUUAAAUCAGUAGAAGAAAAGAAGUCUCCUGCUCAACAAAAUAUUUCUAAUAAAAAAUUGCAAGAAGACUUCAUCGUUAAAAAGAAAGCAUCAGCAACUCCUAUAGCGAAAACUACAAAAGGCUCCAGCUUUGCAGAAACAUCAUCAAAAUCAAAUGCUGCAAAUACUCCAAAAUCAAAGCCAAGCCAAAACGUAAGAAAAUAA